ACAUGGAAAAUAAUACACCAGUUACUGAAACUAGCGAGCUUGAAUUUUUGAAGGAAGGAUCACAAAUUCUCCUUCUCAGGCAUGCUAACUCUAAGUACAACUUCGCCUAUGAAACAAUGACUUCUAAAGGUUAUACUGAGGAAGAUGAGAAGAAACUCAGAGUUAAAAAGGAUCUUCGAGAUUCACCUCUUUCUGACCUUGGCAUCCAACAGUGCAUUAAAGCACAACCUUUGGCGAACAAGUUGAAGGUGGAUCAUGUCUUUGUCUCUCCACUUAAGAGAGCUCUUGAGACUGCGUACUAUGUCUUCAUGAAUCAUCCAAAUUUCGACAACAUUCAGUUCAUCCUAAUGCCGAUUCUAAAGGAAGCGAUUGACACCACUUGUGAUAUCCCGGUGAACGUCCAGGAGACUGUUGAAGAGUUCAAGGGUAAAUUCCCGAAAUUCGACACAUCUGAGCUUGAAAAGUAUUCAGAUCCUUUGCACUUUUUCUUGGAAGACAUCAAUCUAGAUUUUUCUAAGAAGAUCCUUUCUUCAAAAGUCUUGGAUUCGAAUGACCCACUCUGUUCAAAUGCAUAUGACCUGCUUUUGGAUGAGAUCAAUGAGAAUUACCCAGCUCAGAUCGAGACAAGGAAGAGCGCCAUUACCCGUGUCAAUAAGGCCAAGAAAGUUGUCAAAAACUUCCUGGAAAGUACCGAACUAGACUCUGAUUCAAAGGUCGUCCUCGUUGGCCAUAGUAACUACUUCAAGAUGUGGACAGGCAAGUGGGACAGAGAUAUCUCUUCAUACGGGGAUCAGCUCCCUGAGCCCUCAGACUUUGUUUUCCUCAGGAACUGACAAUUUUUACCUGAUAACUCUGGUUUUCCGAUGAGCACAACCACUUGAAUUUAGUGUCUAAAUUUUCCUCGGUGAAAAUUUGGUAAUUUCAUAUACAUAUUAAAAAGUUCAAC
Molecule: messenger RNA, 946 nt
Organism: Moneuplotes crassus
Lineage: Eukaryota; Ciliophora; Spirotrichea; Euplotida; Euplotidae
Source: the annotation of a GenBank genome assembly